AUACUUUUCAAACAGAAGUCAAUGAUGUCUUCUGAAAAUGUAACUAACAAACGUCAUCAUAACCCAGUGGACAGCAUUUGCAGAAAAAUCAAGACUAUCCAGAUGAUGGACCAAGUCUCUAAUCCUGCUUUACAGAUCCCAAAGUUUCAGUCUAGGAACUUUGACAGCCCACAGACUAAUAUCAAGAAAAACUUAGAGGAGAUAUUGAAGAAAAGGACCUUUAAAAGUCAUGAGGCUACUGGGCCAUAUUUCCUAAGCCCCAGUAGAGACAAUAUUUUCUCACCAUGUCCGCAGGCCGCAGGCCACAGACGAUGCACGUCUGACUUCCACACUGGCAGUGCAACCUAUUCAAUUGGUAAAAAUAAAGAGAAGACCAGAAAGUCAUGGCUACCAAUGUGCCAAGUUGAGAGUUCUCCACCCCUUCUCAAAAGUGGAGAGGCUAACAUCCGUAUGGGUCAACUAUCUGCAGCUUCCAACGUCGAAUGUAACUACCUUACAUCAAGUCCAAACUUGCCUUUCUUAACGACAGUCCAAAAGGCAGAAUGUUUUGCGUUCCAAUCUCCAGUGGUGAAGAGACUAUCGUUGAGUGAAAGAGGAUGGAGACUAUCAUGGGCGAAUAACGCUGACAACACCUAUGAUGUGAGCUUGAUCUGCGAAGAAGACUUGUUGACCACUAUCUUCUGUGCAUGUGACACAGAACGCAGAGGAAAAGUAGCCGUUUCCAAGAUAGUUGAUUAUCUGAGACAUACAACUAGCCGGGGGUCAGAAGACAGUGGUCUUGAAGAGCUGUGCAACAUGCUUGAUCCUGAUAAAAGGGACAUCUCGAUAGACCUGGAAACAUACCAUGCUAUCAUGAAAGAGUGGAUUGAAGACUGUAAAAGAAAAUGGGAAGAUACUGCUAAGGAGACAACGACAAAUACAGAAGAUUCUGUGUUUAAAUUGCAUGAGAGCAUUCUAACAGCAAAAAAGACUCCUGCUAGGAUAAACAUUACAUCAGGAAGUUUAGAGGCCUUAGGUGGAGAUGUGUCCAAAGGAGACCUGGAGACAUCUGACUUGAUUACCUGUGUAGCAGACCUUCAGUUCAAGAAUCAGAAACUUCAAGAGGAGAACUGCAAACUGAAGAUGGCAGUUGAAGCAUUGGAGGAUACCAAUAAUAGGCUAAUGGAGGACAAUGAGGAUCUAAAUAAUCAA
Messenger RNA from Terrapene triunguis (Three-toed box turtle), 1191 nucleotides. RefSeq names its product lymphoid-restricted membrane protein. The record is from RefSeq and is a predicted model, not a curated record. Gene Ontology annotation, cellular component: endoplasmic reticulum membrane. The annotation marks the transcript as partial. Lineage: Eukaryota; Metazoa; Chordata; Testudines; Emydidae. The transcript has 6 exons.